CUGAGCUCCCUGCCUGAAUUCUUGUCAUGUACUUCUGCUUUUAUCAUGAUCCUGUAUGACACCUUUAAAAAUGAACUAAUUAUCAUCCAAGCUUUUUUAUUAAUAUUGAUUAGAAUUUAUGUAUUUUAUUUUUAAGAUUUUCCAACAAUUUGGAAAACGCACAAGAAAAUGACCGUGCUGCUAAUUGAAGCUUUUUAUGGAGGUUCACAUAAGCAGCUCAUGGACCUUCUCCAGGAAGAAAUAGGAGACUGCAUCCUUUUUACUCUUCCGGCAAAGAAAUGGCACUGGAGGGCAAGGACUGCAGCCCUCUACUUCAUGCAGAAUGUACCAGUCAGUGCUGAUUACAGGAUCCUCUUUGCAAGCUCGGUGCUUAACCUGACUGAACUGGUUGCCCUUCGGCCUGACCUUGGCAAAUUGAAAAAGAUCCUUUACUUCCACGAGAACCAAUUGACAUAUCCUGUCCAGAAAUGUCAGGAAAGGGACUUCCAAUAUGGAUAUAACCAGAUUCUAUCAUGCUUGGUUGCUGACAUUGUGGUUUUCAACUCUGCCUACAAUAUGGAGUCAUUUCUAACAUCAAUUGGGAAAUUUAUGAAAUUGAUGCCUGAUCACAGGCCUAAACAUCUGGAAAAGCUAAUCAGGCCAAAAUGCCAAGUCCUUUACUUUCCAAUAAAGUUCCCAGAUGUGAGCAGGUUUAUGCUAAAAAACACACUGUCCCACACUAAAGAAGGGCUCCAUGCUAAAGGAAUUGGAGGUACAUCUUUACUUAUGGAAAUGCCUUUUCAAGAACAGAAAUGUGAAACUGCAAAUAUCAUCAACAUCAACAAUUUAGACCAAAGACCUGGACAUCAAAAAGUAGAGUCUGGAUAUUGUUGCCCCUGGCCAGAGAUACAGCAUCUUUGUCAAGGAGAAGAGAGCCAAUGUGCCACUCCUCUUGGUCACAAUGUGGGCAGUUUGAAAUAUCAACAGAGGCCUUUGCACAUUGUUUGGCCUCACAGAUGGUGAGUGUAACGUCAACACUGAAAUGUUGCAUCUAAUAGAAUUUGAAUUUGGUAACAGUGCUAUUUUCUUCUGGUGAUGAAGAUUUAAGAGUUUUGUUUUAUUUUGUGUUAAUAUUCAUACUAACGGAAGAGAAUAUCCAUAGGUCAGUCUUUGCUCUCUCUGAGCUGGAUUGUUUGCUUGCAGGCAUUUCUUUACCCGACUAGGAAACUUAAUCACUAUUGAGUAUGGAGUUGCUCCCUGUUAUAUACAGUAGUUUGUCUUACCAUUGUUAGUGGGGAUGU
This is a messenger RNA of Thamnophis sirtalis, 1280 nucleotides long. The record is from RefSeq and is a predicted model, not a curated record. Lineage: Eukaryota; Metazoa; Chordata; Lepidosauria; Squamata; Natricidae.